Molecule: messenger RNA, 810 nt
Organism: Rhinichthys klamathensis goyatoka
Lineage: Eukaryota; Metazoa; Chordata; Actinopteri; Cypriniformes; Leuciscidae
Gene: ch25hl3
Product: cholesterol 25-hydroxylase like 3
Exons: 2
Coding region: 1-810 (269 amino acids)
Biological process (GO): cholesterol metabolic process; sterol biosynthetic process
Molecular function (GO): C-4 methylsterol oxidase activity; iron ion binding; steroid hydroxylase activity
Source: RefSeq, a predicted model, not a curated record
AUGAUUGCUCUCGUCUUACUGGUUUUCGGAAUCGGAGGCGACUCAUUGCUGCAGUGGAUUUGGGAUUUCAUGUAUAAGGAACGUCAUGUUCUCCUCACGUCACCCCAGUGGAGUGUGUGCGCAGCUUUCAGCACUCAUCUCAUCUUCUCUGCUCCCUUCAUGCUUCUGGAUGUGUUCAGUACACACGUGGUGUGGAUUCAUAAGUACAGGAUACGCAGUGAAGCCGUUGAUUUAUAUCAGUGGUUUCGAUGUGGUUCUCGAAUUUUAUGGAAAUAUAUGGUUGGCGUUUUACCGUUAACCGCGUUGUUUCUGUCGGUACGGCGCACGCAUUUCCCGGAGAGAGCACCGUCCUCAUUUCAUGCAUUCAGGGAAUGUGUCUCAUGCAUGCUCAUCUUCGAUACGCUGUUCUUCAUGUUUCAUUAUACCAUUCACAAAAUUCCCUGGCUGUACCACAACAUCCACCGCAUUCACCAUCUUAACAGGGACACUUUUGCAUUGGCAGCUCAAGACUCCAGUAUUUCUGAACUGCUGUCUCUACAAACCCUUGCAUUUAUCAGUGCCAUACUGGUGGGCUGCCACCCUGUUAGCGAAAUCCUUUUCCAUCUGGUUAACACCUGGAUGGCAGUGGAGGACCACUGUGGAUAUGACUUUCCUUGGGCACUGCACCGGUUGCUGCCAUGCUUUGGUGGGGCUCCACACCACCUGGCCCACCAUCAGCACUUUAAAGGGAACUUCGCCCCCUACUUCAGACACUGGGAUUACAUCUUUGGGACCUCAUUGCCCAUCCCAGUAAAUGAAGGAGAAAAUUGA